UCCCUCCCCCAGCUCUCCAGGACGGCUGGAAUCUGGCACCAGAUCCCCUGCUGCUGCGGUGCUGCUAUUUCACAGAAGCUGCAGGCACACAACAAACAGCGAAGCUCUGCUAACUAAGGCGACCUGUCUGCCCAUAUCUCGCCAGCACCAACCACACGUGCCUGGUAACCCCCUCCAGCUGCUUUUUGUAAGAAUGAGGCUGCUAGGCAGGCGCUGCGUCGCUUUCCACACUUGUUUGGUUGUGGUGAUUGCUCUCUCAGAGGCCAGGACAUUUUUGUCUCAGCAGUAUGCCUCCGAGUUCCUGGUUAGGAAACGUCGAGCCAAUUCUUUUAUGGAAGAAAGUAAGAAGGGAAAUUUAGAAAGAGAAUGCAUUGAAGAACUGUGCAAUAAAGAAGAAGCCAGAGAAAUAUUUGAAAAUAAUCCUGAAACGGAAUAUUUUUACCCCAAAUAUUUAAGCUGCCUCGGCUCCCAUCGAGCAGAGAUUUUCAAGCUUACUCCUGUUAUUCCAGAUUCCCCACCUGACCUGAGAGCCUGUGUGAAAGAAAUUUCAAACCAAUGUAGCCCUCUGCCAUGCAAUGAAGAUGGAUAUACGGAAUGCAUCGAUGGGCAAGCCAGAUACACUUGUGUCUGUAAACCAGGCUGGCAAGGAGAGAGAUGUGAAGAAGAUAUAAAUGAAUGCGAAGACCCAGCAAAUAAAAAUGGAGGUUGUAGCCACAGCUGUACUAAUGUUCCUGGAAGCUACCACUGUUCCUGUGACAAUGGAUACUAUAUACUUCCAAAUAAACAGGACUGCAAAGACUGGGAUGAAUGUAUGAUACAUCCAAACAUCUGUGGGACAGCACAGUGCAAGAACAACCCUGGCAAAUAUAAAUGUGAAUGUGCGGAAGGCUACACAUAUAAUUCAACUUCAAAGAAUUGUGAAGAUGUGGAUGAAUGUGCUGAAAACAUUUGUGCUCAAGAGUGUGUAAAUUCUCCAGGAAGCUAUGCCUGCUAUUGUGAUGGCAAGAAAGGGUUCAAGCUUUCUAAGGACAGGAAGCACUGUGAGACUGUUCCAGUUUGUGUCCCUCUGAAUCUUGAAAAGUAUGAUGAAUUGCUUUACCUGGCAGAACAGUUUAUAGCAAUCCCUGUGCUGUACUUAAGGUUUAAAUUGCCAGAAGUCACCAGAUUUUCAGCAGAAUUUGAUUUCCGGACAUAUGAUACAGAGGGUCUUAUACUAUAUGCUGAAUCCUCUAACAGCACAGCAUGGUUCUUGCUUGGUCUUCGUGAUGGGAAGAUUGAGAUUCAAUUCAAGAAUGAACUUGGAACAAAAGUCACCAGUGGUGGCAAAGCCAUUAAUGAUGGUCUGUGGCAUAUAGUCUCAGUGGAAGAAUUAGAACACAGUAUAAGUGUAAAAAUAGCAAAAGAAGCAGUGAUGAAUAUCAACAGCCCUAGAAAUCUGUUCAAACCAUCAAAUGGCUUCCUGGAAACUAAGGUGUACAUUGCAGGAUUACCUCGCAAAGUCAGCGACACCCUCAUUAAACCGCUUAACCCUCGACUAGAUGGGUGCAUUCGUGCCUGGAACCUGAUGAAUCAGGGAAAUUCAGGCAUAAAAGAAGUUAUUCAAAAAAAACAAAGCAAACACUGUUUAGUAACUGUGGAGAAAGGGUCCUACUACCCUGGCACUGGCAUGGCAGAAUUUCAUAUAAACUAUAAUAAUCUUACCAAUGACAAAGAAUGGCUAAUAAACAUAACAUUGACUAUUCGUCCAUCCACAGGCACUGGUGUGAUGUUUGCCUUGGUCUCUGGCAAAACAGUGCCUCUUGCUUUGUCCAUAGUAGACUCCAACUCCCCUAACUCACAGGAAAUCAUUGUGACUAUUGAGAACGUCAUUGUUGCCCGGCUGGAGUCAGAGAGGUUGUGUACCUCCAAAAGAACGCUGCUAGGACUCAGAGCAAACAAACAGCUGCUUGAACUGACUGCUGAUUCACAAACACACAGCAUCAAUUCUGAGCAAGAGCAACAACUAUCCAUCCUGGAUCAAGUAAUGAAGGGACCUAUUGUUACCUACUUAGGGGGCAUUCCAGAUGUUCCCGUUGGUGCUACACUACUGACGGCCUUUUAUAAUGGCUGCAUGGAGGUAAAGGUCAAUGAAGUACAGCUGGACCUGGAUGAAGCCUUCUCUAAACACAAUGACAUUCGAUCCCACUCGUGUCCACUGAUUGCAAAUGAAAUGAAUGAAUUCUUAAAUUAGCAUUCUCCCUUCAGAUAUAAUUUGUGUAAUGAAUCUCAUGUCAUAAUGAAACCUGUAUUAUUUUACUCAAGAUGUUCCAAGAAAGGAGUUCAGCUGGAGUGUUUCUAUCCCCUUAACGUAGUUUGUGAAGAUAAAAAAACAACCCACUUUUUUCAGUGAUAAAAGGACAUGAUGAAGACUAAAAUUCUGUGAAAAUGUUCUUAUCCAUGUCAGUGAUUAAAUCUAGUUUAAAGAUGUUAAGAUUUCUUUUAGGUGGAACCCUCUUUUUUUCCACCAUUGUUGUGGUUCCCUUUUUGUAUUUUACCCAGCUUGAAGAGUCAAAUCAGGCCAGUCUGGCUGUCACGCUUGGUUCUGAUGCUUUAGCACAAAGCUGUGGUGUUUGGGUUGCAAGUGCUACCAUCAGGUUUGAAUCUAAACAAAACUGUGUUCAUUUAACUUUCAAAAACAACAUGAAAAUGUCAUAGAAGGUUUUGGAAAAUGUGUGCUUUGAAAAGUCUAAAGUUAUAAGCCCAAGGUCCCUGUCAUUAGACUUCUGAAUCACAGCAUUAUUUUGGGGAGCAACAUCCAAACCCAAGCUUUUAGUAAAUAUCACAUCUUUUCUUAAAAGGAAAGAAAUUAGUAAAGUGGCUUUGUCAGCCUUAUAAUGUACUGGACCAACUUUUCCACUCAAAACCUCCUUUUAUAGGUACAUUUCAACUUGUGUUACACACUUCCACAGAACAUAUCAAAAUGACAGAAAAUGAUAUUUGAUUACUCCUUAGAACAGACUAGCUUAAGGUUAAUAUUAAUACUUUCCAUGUUUUCCAUCAAGGAAUCCCAGCAUUGUACUUCAAACUUCAAGGCUGAUUGUUUGAUUCAGAGCUCCAUUAAGAGGGACACACUGCCACACUUAAAAAUUAAUUCAGUACCAUGCUUUUAUCAGAAAACAAAGGCCAGCAGGUUUAUGCGGGUGAGUUGCACGGAUGAAGCACCAUCAGUCAGAGUUACAGGACAUCAAAUUGGAAUUUACCAAGUAAAGCUAGGGGCCUCACUGGCAAACAAACAGACUUCCCCAUUCAGGAGGAAUCUCGCAAUCCAGAGUUUCCUAGUCGCUCCUUCAUACAGAAAGCUGUCAAACUAGUUCUCUCCUCAGGCUAAUCCCUCAAAACUGGGGAUAAAAUCCCCAUCACUUCUGCUUCUGGGGACCUAUAGAGAGAGGGAUACAGCUGCAUUUGAAAGCCAUAUUUCAGCAAGAGUUGUUUAUUUAGAGGAAGCCCCAAAUUUUACAGCCAUGUCACGCUUAAAGCCAUAUCCCCUCUCAGCCAGAUUAACAAGGAAAGUUGAUUAAGGCAGGAAGGAAUGAUUUUUCUGGGAAGUAUCCAGUUCACACAUUUCUGGCUUCC
Messenger RNA from Chrysemys picta bellii (western painted turtle), 3612 nucleotides. RefSeq names its product protein S (gene PROS1). Gene Ontology annotation, cellular component: extracellular region. Lineage: Eukaryota; Metazoa; Chordata; Testudines; Emydidae. Gene Ontology annotation, molecular function: calcium ion binding. The record is from RefSeq and is a predicted model, not a curated record.